Messenger RNA from Brachypodium distachyon (stiff brome), 3109 nucleotides. RefSeq names its product testis-specific gene 10 protein. The record is from RefSeq and is a predicted model, not a curated record. Gene Ontology annotation, biological process: reciprocal meiotic recombination. Lineage: Eukaryota; Viridiplantae; Streptophyta; Magnoliopsida; Poales; Poaceae.
AAAUGUUCCGCGGCCAUGCCCCUCUCCACCGGCUCCCCUCCGCCGCCGCCACCGGCGGCGGCCGCCGGCGCACUCCCCAGCGCGUCCCCGUCGUGCCGCACCUCCACUCAUGUUCCCUUCAGGCCGAAGUUGAGCUUCAUGGUGGCAUUUCAGGCUCAACAUGUGAAAUAUGCUCCUAACCUGAUCAAAUCAGUAGUAAAAAGUCUUAGAUCAAACAUCACUGAUGGUGACAAUGGAAUGACCGAGCCAGCUAGGGAAUUGUUGGAACGGCUGUUUGCGAAGACACAGAGUCUAGACACAAGUGCUUCUCAUGAUAGUGAACUGAGCAUGAGCAUCGAGGUCCUCAAGUCUGAAUUCGAGCGCGCCUUGUCGAUUCUCAGAAAGAAAGAGAGGUACCUUCGGAAUGCAGAGAAGAGGGUUUCUGAUGAUCAGUUAAGGUUGAACCAGACGAAGCAGGACCUGGAUCAGAGAGAGCAAGAGAUCAGCAAAGCACAUGCAAAGCAGCAACAAAUGGAGAAAGCACUGAAAAAGGCAAGUAGAGAUCUGUCGUUGCGAGUGAAGCAGAUCAAUAAUCUGAAGCUUCUGGUUGAGAGGCAAGACAGGAAAAUUGCCAGUUCAGAAGCUUUGCUUUCUCAAAAGGUAAUUGAAGUGGAAAAUCUCAAACAAGAUAUGUUCAACAAGAAUAAGGAAGCAGACUUGAUAAGAUCAGAGAUUAAGUUGAAAGAACAACUGCUUCUUGAAGCUAAUCAGGACGUCGUGCAGCAAGAGGCAACAGUUAGGGAGCUGCGGAGUGAAACUGAAAAAAAGGCUAUUGAUAUUGCCAUAUCCAAUGAAUUGAGGAAGGCUAAUGAAGAGAAACUGAAAAUUGCUGAACAGGAACUUGAGAAGCAGAAUUUAGGAUGGUUAGCAGCACAGCAAGAAUUAAAGGAACUGGCGCAACUUGCAUCCAAGGACACAGAUGAUAUCAAGGGUACUGUCACUGACUUUAAACGUGUGAGGUCCCUGCUGGAUGCUGUACGGUCUGAACUAAUCUCUUCAAAAGAUAAUUUCGCCUCCUCUCGCAGACAAAUAGAAGAACAAACGGUGCAGUUGCAGAAGCAAGUGCAAGAACUCAAGGACCAAAGGGUAUUGCUGAUGUCUUACACCCAGGAUUUGGAAGCUGCUCAACUGGAGAUUCAAGGGAAGACAAAAGAUCUCAAUGCUGCACAGUCUCGUUGCCAUGAACUUGAAUUGCAGUUACUUAAGGAAAUGGAGAAGGUUGAGUCUCUAGAAGCCGAGUUAACCAAAGAAAGAGAGAACUUGGAACAGAAAACUGAACAAGUAGACUUUCUUCAGAAGGAGCUUGUUCAGAAGGAAAAUGAGUGUGGUAAUUCACAAAAGCUUGUUAAAAUAAAAGAGGCAGAGCUAUUAGAAGCCAGACAUGAAGUCCAAGAUAUGAAAUCAAAGGUAGAUUCUAUCCAAUUGGCUGUUCAAGAGAAGGAUUCAGAGCUUUCGGACACACAGAGCAGACUAACUGAAGUGAGCGGUGAAGUUGUUGAGCUUCAGCAGUUGCUAAAUAGCAAGGAUGAUCAACUUGUUCAGGUUAGAACUGAGUUACAUGAUAAAGAACAAUAUAUAGAAUCAAUGCAGAGUGAAUUAGAGAGCAUAAGAUUCAGAUGCUCGCAAGCUGAAUCUGUGUUGCGAAGGAUGGCUGAGCUCACUGGCGAUCUUGCUAGUUCCGUGAAAGCUGGAGAAAUGGACAUUUAUGCAUUACUGGAUGAUGAAAUUUCAAGCACCAGUACAGUCCUUGAGUCCAAUUUGCACAAGCAUAAUCAACUGGAGGCUGACAUAGAGAUGUUAAGAGAAUCCUUACGGCAUAAGGACAUGGACUUAAGAGCUGCUCAUGAAGCACUUGAUGCCAAAGAUCAAGAACUGAAGGCAGUAGUUGGAAAGUGGGAUUUCAAGGAGAAGGAACUGGAUGAGGUGGAAGAGUUACAGAAAGAUCCCAUUGACAUGAAGGAACUCCCUGUUCUUUCUAACGAGACAACAGGGGGCAGCAUUACAGGAGAGAUGGAGCUCAAGAAGCUUCAAAUUGAAGCUGCCGAGGUGGAGGCACUUGCUGCUACUACUGCACUAAAGAAGCUUGCGGAUAUGAGUAAGAAAUACUUGAGAUGCCGCAAAGCUGAUUCUGGGAUUGGUUUGGUUGCAUCAGAAAGUGCAAACAUUGGUAAAGCGAAUUCUAGGAUGGAAUUAAACAACAAGAUGGAUGUGAUUUUUGAAGCUAAACAAGAAAUUGUUAGACUAUUUUCAUUGACAAAAGAGCUCAUCACUGAUGACGCAAUAAAUGAUGCUGAGGAACGAUAACUUUAGAGCUAAAAUAUUCAGCCAGCCAAUUCUACCAAGAUAGCUUCAGAAUAGAGGUAUGGCAGAUAGAUCUCAGACAUUUAUGAGCAGCUGGGUCGCAUAGCAAGACCAAAAUCUGUCGCUGGUUGAUUCGGCAAAUGGCGUUCUAACAAAGGAUAAAAGAAACUGUCCAUGUGUGUAUUUUCGGAGACGAACCUCAAACUCUUCCUAAUAAUGUUUUCCGAUGUGUUGCUGUAAAUAUAUGUGGGGAGUUACUGGUAUGGCAUUUGGUGCUGGUUGUCCCCACACACUGUACAUUGGACGAUGCUCCAGGUUUUGUUGUUGGUUAACUGAAAUGAUGUUCAGUGUUUGCUAUUGUUGUUGCACCACAAAGUGGAUGAUGUUCCAAAUUAGAGCAACAAGGAAAGAAAGGGAGAUGACUGUCAAGAAAAAGGGAAAGAAAGGAGAUAGCUAUAGUUCAUCUAAAAAGGGGAGAUGGAAAUUUUGAGCUGGAAGUCACCAAUCUUCAAGGCGCAACCUUUUAAAUUUUGCACAGAAAGUAUUCAGUAUUUCAGGGUUUAACUGUUAGGAUUCUGUUAUUUGUAGAGUCUUUAAGAUUCUAUUCCAAGUGCAAUGCCCCUCAAUGUCACUUCGAGGCAGAGACAAACUCUAUCUCUAUGCUUUCUCAGUUUCUCUUAACUCCAGGUCACCAAAAUUCUUAUGUGGCAAUACCCUUACAGGUAGUUGAUGUAAGCCUAUGCAUACAUUGCAUAGUCAGUUCUUUCUC